CCCGGGGAGCGCCAAGAUGGCGGCGGCGCGGCGGCUCUGCGCGGCGGCGGGGCUGGGCGGGCGGUUCUGUCACAUGCUGUUAAAAGAUCAUCGUGUGACAACUCGCCAGCCUUUCCACCAGCUUCUGCAAAAGAAACCAUCUCUUCCCUCUGCAGCAUGGCAUCGUGCAGUGAGAGGCAUGUUUAUUCAAACCCAGGACACACCAAAUCCAAAUAGCUUGAAGUUUAUUCCAGGAAGGGAAGUGCUGGGGUCGAGGACUAUGGAGUUUGCCACACCAGCUGCAGCCUACUGCUCACCUUUAGCAAGACAGUUAUUCCGGAUUGAAGGAGUUAAAAGUGUUUUCUUUGGGCCAGACUUCAUCACCAUCACCAAGGACAGUGAAGACCUGGAUUGGAACUUACUGAAACCAGAUAUUUAUGCAACCAUAAUGGAUUUCUUUGCCUCUGGCUUACCUGUAGUUACUGAUGAGGCACCCAGGACAGACACAGCUGCUUCAGAAGAAGAUGAUGAAGUUGUACUGAUGAUUAAGGAGCUGCUGGAUACAAGAAUCAGGCCCACCGUGCAGGAAGAUGGUGGUGAUGUUAUCUACAAAGGCUUUGAGGAUGGCAUUGUGCAGCUGAAGCUGCAGGGGUCGUGCACCAGCUGCCCCAGCUCCCUCAUCACCCUCAAGAGUGGCAUACAGAACAUGCUCCAGUUCUACAUCCCUGAGGUGGAAGGCGUUGAGCAGGUUGUUGACGACGAUGAUGACGUGGGGAAAGAAGCAAAUUCUACUUGAGCUUCAUCAUCUGUGGCCAAAUAAACAUUUACCUCCUGCUGCAUGUGAACCAUCUUUGUGCUGAGGAGCAACCAAAUCUGCCUUGUCAGAAAAACAGUUGUAGCUACUGUGAGAGUGCACCAUCAGUUCAAGCAGUUCAUCCACUCAUUUAUUAAAUGCCCUGGAUUACCAAAAGAUUCUUCUGCCAUGUCUUUAGAAAGAAAUGGUGGGCUCAGAAAACAGUGAUGUGUUUCUUUUUUGGUUUUGUUUUUUUCUUCAUACAGAAACUUCAGUACUGAAAAAAAGAGAAGGCAGAAGUUCCUUGGCUUUUUUUGUGCAAUAACAAUAUUAAAUGUUUAUUCUCCCAACUUGUGGGACUGACAGGACUGUCUGCCCUUACUCUGUAAAUGGGAGCUUCAGGAAUGUUAAUUUUAUCAAGUCUUGUUAAAAAGCUGCUGAUUCCUAUCAAUUUUUUUGUGUGUGUGAAAGAUAACCUAUAAUAUCAACUGUUCAUUUUGGGGGAUGUAACACUGCCAUGGCUUGUGGGAAGUUACCUCCUUGCUCAUUACCACUGUGCAAACCAUAGCAACAGAAACAAAAAAACCAUGUUAUAAAAAUCAUACCUUCUAAAGCAAAUGUUAGAAAAGAAUGAUCCUUAUCAGCUUCAGUAAGUAGACUAAUGAGCUCGUUUAGCAGUAAAAUCGUUCAGGCACCAUGCAGCAGCUGAUUUCCCAGCCCUGGGAGGAAGGUGCAGUGCUGGAGGCUGCCUGUGCAGGGUGCCAGGGGCAAGGAGGGCUGUGUUUGGCUGCUCCUGCCACAUCCUGUUUGCCUUGUGUGUGGCAGAGCAGGGCUCCUUGCAGUCCUGCACGCCACGGCACAGCAGUGUUUGCUGUUCUGACGUUGGAACACGUAAAUGGGGCUUUGCAAGGAGCUCUGUUUACUUUUGUGUGUGGGAAUGAUUUCUUCCUGGUGCCCGGCUCUGUGACCAGGAAUUCUGUUCCUUUUUGCUGCCACCACGGAGCUGAGUUUGUGGUCCUCGUUUGGCUUAUGAUUGACUUGACAGCUUCUGAUGUGUUCCCCUCUUUCAGCCCUUGCCAGUGUGAUUAUUCCACUGAUAAAGUCCCUAAACAGGAUCAGUUCAGCUG
Messenger RNA from Passer montanus (Eurasian tree sparrow), 1899 nucleotides. RefSeq names its product NFU1 iron-sulfur cluster scaffold (gene NFU1). Gene Ontology annotation, biological process: iron-sulfur cluster assembly. The transcript has 8 exons. The record is from RefSeq and is a predicted model, not a curated record. The coding region runs from base 17 to 775 and encodes 252 amino acids. Lineage: Eukaryota; Metazoa; Chordata; Aves; Passeriformes; Passeridae. Gene Ontology annotation, cellular component: mitochondrion. Gene Ontology annotation, molecular function: iron ion binding; iron-sulfur cluster binding.